UGUUCUUAAAUUAUUAGUUGUUUUGCAAAUUUUCGUGUAGCAGUGAAAUUUGUUUUAUUGAACAACUUAGCUACAUCGUCUAUGGACCGACCAAAGAAAAAGGUCGUACUACGAGCGGUGAACUCGAUGAGCUCACUAUCCACGAUCGUCGAAGAAAAUGGAGUAAAACGAAUGCGGGCAGUGAACUCAUUGACUUCGAUAUCUGAACUAGACGACAACGACCUACUGGCUCUGCUUGUUGACCGGCCAAGACUGAAACUCGAACGGAAAAACUCAUACGACGAGAAGUCUUUCAGCGAGUUAAGUCUUUACGACAGCGCACACUCUCUGGACGGUAGGUUUGGUUGGGAAACGCCGACUUUCUCCAUCAACGACUCGUUUGACCCUCACCCAAUGGUCUCAAAAGCUUGGGAAGCUCUUUUCCGUUCUCAAGUCUACUUCCGAGGUCAACCGGUAGGAACCAUCGCCGCAUAUGACCAUGCUUCUGAGGAGGUCUUGAACUAUGAUCAGGUAUUCGUACGAGAUUUUGUACCGAGCGCUCUAGCAUUCUUGAUGAAUGGAGAGCCAGAGAUUGUGAAGAAUUUUCUCCUUAAGACGCUUCAAAUCCAGGGACAUGAAAAAAAGAUCGACAGGUUCAAGCUUGGUGAUGGUGCAAUGCCAGCGAGCUUCAAAGUUCUCCAUAACCCUAUCAAGAAGACAGAUAGUAUCAUUGCUGACUUUGGAGAGAGUGCCAUCGGGAGAGUGGCUCCAGUUGAUUCAGGCUUCUGGUGGAUCAUUCUCCUCCGAGCUUACACAAAGUCUACAGGAGACCUUUCUCUGGCCGAGAGACCCGAGUGCCAAAAGGGCAUGCGGCUCAUACUCUCUUUGUGUCUCUCUGAGGGUUUUGAUACUUUCCCUACGUUGCUUUGCGCAGAUGGUUGCUCCAUGAUCGAUCGAAGAAUGGGUGUAUAUGGAUACCCGAUCGAGAUCCAAGCCCUCUUUUUCAUGGCUCUUCAAUCAGCACACUCCAUGCUGAAACAAGACGCCGAGGGAAAAGAGCUCAUGGACAAGAUAGGGAAGCGGUUGAACGCGAUGAGCUUCCACAUGAGAAGCUACUUCUGGCUUGACUUCCAGCAGCUCAAUGACAUUUACCGUUACAAGACGGAGGAGUACUCACACACCGCAGUUAACAAGUUCAACGUCAUCCCCGACUCCAUCCCGGAUUGGGUCUUUGAUUUCAUGCCUCUCCAGGGUGGCUACUUCGUCGGUAACGUCAGUCCUGCCCGCAUGGAUUUCAGGUGGUUUGCGUUGGGAAAUUGUAUCGCUAUUCUUUCCUCGUUGGCUACGCCCGAGCAGUCCAUGGCUAUCAUGGACCUUAUUGAGGCUCGGUGGGAUGAACUGGUCGGAGAGAUGCCGUUAAAGAUAUGUUAUCCGGCGUUGGAGAGUCACGAGUGGCGCAUUGUCACUGGCUGUGACCCUAAGAACACGAGGUGGAGCUACCAUAACGGAGGCUCUUGGCCAGUGCUUCUAUGGUUGCUAACGGCGGCCAGCAUAAAGACCGGACGGCCACAAAUAGCUCGACGGGCAAUAGACUUGGCGGAGGCACGGCUGUUGAAGGAUGGAUGGCCGGAGUACUACGAUGGGAAGUCGGGAAGGUUCAUCGGAAAACAGGCCAGGAAAUUUCAGACAUGGUCAAUUGCUGGCUAUUUGGUGGCCAAAAUGAUGAUGGAGGAUCCAACGCAUGUAGGAAUGAUCUCAAUGGAAGAAGAAAAACACAUGAAACCUGUUCUUAAUAGAUCUUUUUCUUGGAGUUGAAUUAUAUGA
This is a messenger RNA of Raphanus sativus (radish), 1803 nucleotides long. Its product is annotated as probable alkaline/neutral invertase F. The record is from RefSeq and is a predicted model, not a curated record. NCBI's taxonomy places the organism in Eukaryota, Viridiplantae, Streptophyta, Magnoliopsida, Brassicales, Brassicaceae. Gene Ontology annotation, molecular function: endo-alpha-N-acetylgalactosaminidase activity; sucrose alpha-glucosidase activity. Bases 82 to 1794 code for a protein of 570 amino acids. Gene Ontology annotation, biological process: sucrose catabolic process. The transcript is spliced from 4 exons.